GACGCGUUUCCUGUUUUGAAUCGGGUUGCUUGUUGCUCAUGAGAUGCUGAUGAUGUGAGUGUGCGGUCAUUCAGCUGUGUAGACCGUCCUGCCGAAGACAUGGCUGUGAGCUCGGGCUGCAGUACGGUGCUGAUGUCGGUGCGGGUGUCGGUUCGGCCGCUGUCUGUGGGCUCGGACUCGCUGCGGCUGCAGCUCAGCAUGAACGCGAACCGCCCGGGACUCUUCACGCUCACGCUCAGACACACCGACCGCGGGGGACGCAGCGUGUCUCUGGCAGAGUUUGAUCUGCGAUCAGUGAAGUAUGAGAUCAAAUCAGCUCGAUGUCACGAAAUGCAUCUCAUCAAGCCGCCCCACGACUGCCUCACGUUCACCUUCCGCAGCGAGCAGGAGGCGCAGGAAUGGGCGACGGUCAUGAUGUCAUCCCUGAGAGAGUCACACAGAGUUGCCAACAUUUCUCAUUCUUCAAAUGAUGGAGUGCAGAAUAUGAAAUGUGGAGAGAAGAGCUCUGUCUUGUCGCUGUCAAUGAAAGAGGAGCUGUGUCUAGAGCUUUCUCGAGCGAUAGAGGCUGGAGAUACUCAUGCCGCUGUGCACUACGCCACUGAUCUGGCCAAGCAGCAGAUCGCACUGAGUAUUCAACCAGUGCUGAGGGACACGGACGACAGAGAGAUCAGCUUAGCUGUGGUAGUAGAAGAUGCAUCAUCUUCCUGUUGUGUCACAGUGAAAGUCCACCCACACGUGACUGUCGCUUCGCUGAAGCAGCAGAUGUUUGUUGAGUAUGGUUUCCACCCCAGGGUGCAGCGCUGGGUCAUCGCUCAGUGUCUGUGCUCCGAUGGCCGUUCUUUAGCGUCAUACGGCAUCUACAGGGACGGUGACACUGCAUUUCUCUACCUCUUGUCUGCUCGUCACGCCUGCCUCAGUCACCAGCAGGAUCAGGAGAAUGGUCUCUCGAUGCCGCCGUCAGCAGCGCCGCCAAACGCCACGUUCAGCCCCAUGCCGAACGCCAGUGGCCCCGUCAGCCACGACUGGAGAGGCUACAGCACGUUACCGCCCCCGCUUCAGCCACAGCAGCACAGGUCUCUGUCAGUCAUUAAAUCUGCACCAAUUACAAAAACAAAUAUAGGCAGCAGUGGGUGUGGCUCAGAGAAACCCAGCGUCAGUGACAUCAUUAACCUUGAGAUGUUACAAAUUGGAGGAUCCAAACUGAAAUCAAGUAACACACAGUCAGGCUGGUCCUGUCCUUCCUGUACAUUCAUAAAUAAGUCUACGAGACCCGGCUGUGAAAUCUGCAGCACAGAUCGACCCAAUCCUCCCAAUCACAGUAGCGUUCAACAGGAAAAAGCAAGAAGAUCUAACCAGUGAAACUGUGCUGUAAAUACAAACAAAUAGAGACAAAAGCCCUAAAAUAACCUCACAUUCACUCACAUU
Messenger RNA from Labeo rohita (rohu), 1425 nucleotides. RefSeq names its product SHANK-associated RH domain interacting protein (gene sharpin). Lineage: Eukaryota; Metazoa; Chordata; Actinopteri; Cypriniformes; Cyprinidae. Bases 100 to 1359 code for a protein of 419 amino acids. The record is from RefSeq and is a predicted model, not a curated record. The transcript is spliced from 9 exons.